Apis florea (little honeybee) is the source of this 914-nucleotide messenger RNA. RefSeq names its product wurmchen 1 transmembrane protein (gene wrm1). The record is from RefSeq and is a predicted model, not a curated record. Lineage: Eukaryota; Metazoa; Arthropoda; Insecta; Hymenoptera; Apidae.
ACUAUAUACAACGCCCCGCCCAAACACAACUUUGUGUAACAGUUUCUAUUGUACCGAGUGAUGUCUAUGUUCGAGAUGAUUACGUCGUUAAAUUAAUACAAAAGUUAUAUAUAUAUAUUUUUAUUAUAAUAAUAAAAAUUUAAUUAACAAUCAAUAUAAAAUUCAUCAGUAAAAAAAUUUUUUCAGAGGAAUCUUUAAAAUUUAUAAAAUGUCCAUUUUAGACGAGCGAGAGGAUUAUCUGAAGAAUCCCUUCUUUGUGAAGCAUGAAUAUGGUGAUUUUACACCAUUUUAUGUCACUGUCACUAUCUGUUCUCUACUAUUUGCAUUUUUGUGCAUUUUGAACAUUGGAUUUUGUUGUUCGCGUCAUCGAUAUUACUGGCAGAGUCCUCAUACUGGGAACAGAUGGAUUCAACCAUUAUGGACAGUAUUACCGCAUAAAACACCACCUUUGGAUUUAACUGAAUUAGAACCAGGACGUGCUUUUGAGGCACAAGAGAAACAAGAGGUUUUACAAUAUCACGAUCCAAAGCCAUAUGGAACCGCACCACAAACACAAGAAUAUAUGGAGAUGCAAAAACUGAUGCUCUUGAUGCAUUAGGAUUGAAACGAUAUUGCUGCCGUAGAAUGCUUCUUGGACAUGUAGAUUUAAUUGAAAAACUCCUGAAUUAUGCACCAUUAGAAAAAUGAAAAUGUAGAAUUUUAUGUAAUAUUAAGAUAUUAUUAUUAUAUAAAAAUAUAUUUUUUAAAUUAUGUAAGAAUAGAUAAAGUGGAAUAAAUAUACAAAUAUUAUUGUAAAAUGAUUUGUAUUUAAAAAUUGUAAUUAUUUUUUUUUACCAGAAAUAUGUAAAAAUUUUUAACAAUGGUAUAAAAAAUCGAUUGAUUUAUAACAAGUUCAAUAAAAGUUGCUUCAAAAA